Molecule: messenger RNA, 1954 nt
Organism: Tachysurus fulvidraco (yellow catfish)
Lineage: Eukaryota; Metazoa; Chordata; Actinopteri; Siluriformes; Bagridae
Gene: haus2
Product: HAUS augmin like complex subunit 2
Exons: 6
Coding region: 526-1122 (198 amino acids)
Biological process (GO): spindle assembly; centrosome cycle; microtubule nucleation
Cellular component (GO): HAUS complex; centrosome; mitotic spindle microtubule
Source: RefSeq, a predicted model, not a curated record
UACACAAUACAUACAAAACGUCCACGACAUUCUUCUUUAAUGUAGCCAAGUAAACUCACUUUAUUUGGGUUUAUUAACUUUGGGCUUUGGGCUUUAGGUGCGGAUAUCUUCACAACUCUGAGUGAGAUGUGCGCUGCGCAGAUUUGACAUUUUGAAGACGCCUAAAUAGGCGGGUUCAUUCAAAAGUCUACUUUGUCUAACAAGCGCUUCAGGUUUGAGCGAGAAUUUUUUGUUGCAAUGUUUUAAAGUGACAUAAAAACUGUAAACAGCGUCAAAAUAACACUCAAAAUAUGUUGUAGUGGAUGGAAGAAAAGUAAGAUUUAACUGCAUAUUGACUGUGUAGCGGAUAAAGUCAGUAAGUUAGCUAGUUACAGCUAAGUACAACUAGCUAACUAGCUAUCUUUAAGUACCACAAAAAAAAAACAACACCACCGUAGACUGACUUUAUUGUUUGUUACAGACUUCGGAUCAUCAGACUGUCCGCUUUCAGAUUAGGUUAAAAUAGAAAAAUCAUAUUCUUCCUUCAUGGACACUUGGGAACUAAAUCCUCACUCAGUGACUCCGGCAGCUAAAGUCCUGGCGAGAUGUGUAGCCUCAGGCACAAUGUCUCAGAAAGAGCUUGAUGAUGUACCACGAGAGCCAGAGAUAUUUUCUUCUCUCCUGCUUCAAACCGAGCAAAUGAAUAAAAUCAAACAAGAGAUUGAUCAGGUGAAAUUGGACUUGGAGCUGCUAAGACUUGAGAAAAAUAGUGCAGAUGUUACUCAUAGUUAUCAUCUAUGUCAGAGAUUUGCGUCUUUGCAGCGGUUCACGUCUCAUCUUCAGGAAGUGCUGAGAGAACAGACCAGUUUGCGCCAAAGGCUUAUGAAACCUCUUUGCCAGCAGAACCUACCUAUUCAGGCCAAUCUUCAGCGAUACGUAGUCACGCUCAUGGCCAUGGUGGUAGAGUUUAUUGAGAAUUUGGAAAUGAAAAUUAAGAUGGUGAACUCAAUUCCAACAACUGAUGAAUCUAUACAUAAUCUGAGUAAUGGGAUGACUCAGCUCCUGGCUCAAGUCACAGAGGUGGAGAGUCUGACAAAGCAAGUUCUUCAGCAGAGUCGCAACCCAAAAGCAAUGUCCAACUGAGAUAAUGGUAGACUGCAGGGCCCAGCCAAUAAAAUGCAUGACACUUUAAUUGUCACUUUUCGAUCACAUUAAAAGUGUAAUUCAUUAAUCAUUGCUUUAUUUACACUUCCAUACUCUACAGUAUGAACGCUGUUGGUUCCUGAUUCCACCUGAAUGUUAAGUAGUUAAAUCAGGUGUUGAAGUACAGGAAAAUACACAUUCUCUGUUAAUGCUUUGUGAUAUGGUUGGGAGGUUUAGGUUUGUUUCUUAAUGUUUAAAUAAAUGUCACUUUUUAAAUGCUAAGAUGAGCUCUCCAAGACAUGGUAACUUGAGAUAAUACCUAAAUGUCUGGACCGUCUGCCGAUCAAUUCUUCAUUGAUGAGCGUGUUUCUGCAAUAAAUAAAUAUGCAUAGCAUAAUCUCUCUCACAAUAUAUUUAAUCUAAAUUUGUGAAAGAUAUGACUUCCAACCUCUUAAACUUUCUUGCACUAGUGCAGACAGCACUGCAGUUUCUGGCCAGCUUUCUUUCCUUGGCAUCUUCCUCUGUGUUUGCUGUUUCAGGUCAUCUAGUUGCAGCAGUUUCUCUGUGAUAUUGCUCUUUGUGCAGAGCUUUUGUGCCUAAAUGCCAUCAGAGUAAGUGAAAUAUGUAGUAAGCUCAAAGCUUUAUGCAUAUGUAUAAUAAGACUUGGUGUAUACUAUUAAUAAAAUGAUCUCAAGUGUCAAAUCAAAAAAACUGAAACUGACUUGCUCUGUUAUCAUGUGGCCCCUGUCCUUGUCCCCAACUAAGCUGUAGCCACAGUGUUGCAUAUGAUCCCCCAGGUGCCUUUGUAAUAAAAAAUGAAAUGUUCAUAUAA